Hyalella azteca is the source of this 1407-nucleotide messenger RNA. Its product is annotated as protein mono-ADP-ribosyltransferase PARP11. The record is from RefSeq and is a predicted model, not a curated record. The annotation marks the transcript as partial. Lineage: Eukaryota; Metazoa; Arthropoda; Malacostraca; Amphipoda; Hyalellidae. The transcript is spliced from 4 exons. Gene Ontology annotation, molecular function: NAD+ poly-ADP-ribosyltransferase activity.
GAGUCGCUCAGUGCCACAGUAGCGUCGGCUGCGCGAGUUAAUGAAAAACUGCCGCAUUUUACUCAAAACUUCCAAGGUUGAUAUAUAUCUAAGUAAUUUGAAACCCAUAAUUAACUAAUUUCCCAUCUUAUUGCCAGUCAGGUCUAGGAGAUUGAAAGGAGAUUGAAUAGGUAUAGGAGAUUGAAAUAGUAAAAUAAACAAUGGAAUUAAAUGACUAAAAUGGAUGCACGAAAGCCGUGUAAAGCAAGUAAAUGGUAGAAGCCCAACAACAGCAGCCGAUUAUACCAUCAGACAUCAUCGGGUGAACUGCACUUUUUGAGCUCGGUUCUUCAAAACAGUGAAAAGUUUGAAGAUAUUCAACAAACUUGGUGUUUCAGGGUUGAGGAUUAUGGCGCGGAGUACGAAAAGGUUCGAUGUUACCGAUUUGAUGCAGGAGAUUGAUGUAGCUAUGAGCGCCCUGAGUUUGUUGAUGCAAGAUAGUGAUGAUCCCGACGAUAGUGACGAUAGCGAUGAUACAGACGAUAGUGGCGAUACCGACGAUAGUGAUGAUUACGACGAUAGCGACGAUAGCGAUGACAGCGAUGAUGAAAUGCAACUCAUCUUUAGCACAAAAUUGCGAAGACUAAUGCGUCAUGUGAUCAAGAAUUCUGACGGUAACGGCGAAGAUGUUGUAUCCGUGAACUUGAAUUACGCAUGGUUCUUCGAAGAAGACAAUGGAUCAUGGGUAAAGAUCGGCUCCAAAGGUGAUUCCAACGUCACAAGUGCAAUCGAAAAACAUUAUCAGACACGUCCAACUACAAAAUUCAGGUUCACUGCAGGAAACUAUUCGUACGUUCUAGAUUUCACCAACAUGACUCAAACCAACACCACGACCGGCAGAGUGCGUAAGGUAUAUCGACACGAGAACAUCACAUCCAUGCCGGGUGCUACUUCUGACUUGGCUAGUGCCGCACCAGAUCAAAAAAUCACCGAUAUCCCCAAAGGACAAGCGUAUUCUGUGACUACCCUUAGACCAAACCAAGCUGAGUACGACCAAAUUCUAUCUUUGCUGAAGUCCCAUAUUCCAGACUGUAACCCCAUCACCAUCAAUAAAAUCCAUAACCCGUACCUAAAAAGAGCAUUUUAUAACAACAAGGCUAAAUUAGAGAAUCGAUUCCCGGAUGUCAUGUACAAGGAUGAGUGGCUCUUCCACGGGACAGACUCCGCCAACGUCAAACCAAUUCUAGAAGAUAAUUUUGACUGGAGACUUCAUGGAACUAAUGUUGGACAACUUUAUGGACAGGGCGCGUACUUCUCCAACUACGCUGCAGUGUCUCGCCAGUACGGAAACGCCAUCUUCAUCUGCAAGGUGCUGGUGGGCCUCAUCGCGCGUGGCGACAGCACAACUGUCAGACCUCCUACAGACAA